Messenger RNA from Gaeumannomyces tritici R3-111a-1, 2779 nucleotides. Its product is annotated as endoplasmic reticulum mannosyl-oligosaccharide 1,2-alpha-mannosidase. Gene Ontology annotation, biological process: N-glycan processing; carbohydrate metabolic process. Gene Ontology annotation, molecular function: calcium ion binding; mannosyl-oligosaccharide 1,2-alpha-mannosidase activity. Gene Ontology annotation, cellular component: endoplasmic reticulum; membrane. The transcript has a single exon. Bases 487 to 2508 code for a protein of 673 amino acids. The record is from RefSeq and is a predicted model, not a curated record. Lineage: Eukaryota; Fungi; Ascomycota; Sordariomycetes; Magnaporthales; Magnaporthaceae.
GCCAGGUGGUUUCUAAGCCCGUCACUUGCUUCUGCGAACACAUAUCUAAUCACCAACCUGCUCGUCUAUCUCCUAGCCUUUAUUCGGGCUGCUCAACUGCAAUCUUCAUCGUCACCAACUGCUUUGCCGUCGCCAUCAUAAUUCCACUCCGCCGACCUCGACCCACCUCCACAUACCUGGCCUGGGUGGGAACCUUUGUGGCUGCCAGGGUCAAUCGGUCAGAGCUGGCUGGGGCUUCCAAGAUCCGCACGAUUUGCCUUGACUCGAUCCCAAGGGGAGAAGAGGCCCCUUGGACAAGCUAUCCCCCCCCUGGAGCCGAGGUGGAACGCCACGUCGCAGCAGUGGCAGCGAGCCAGGGGCCCCCAAAUAUAGGUGGCAGUAACCACGGCUGAAGCCGCCGCUCCCGCUCCCGCACAAGCCGAGCUAGCUCAGCAAAGCGCACAGCACACAGCACGCAGCAGCGACAGCCUCCUCGCCGCCGAGGCCAUGUCGUUCGCAGUGCCCAAGCAUGUGCCGUCGUCGUUUGGGAACCCACAGCAGCGAGAGUUGGAAGACCAUCUGUGGGCAUCCUCGCGCGCACAACAGCAGCAGCACCAGCGCCACAUCCACGGCGGCGUGCUUGGUGGCGUUCAGGACCGCGUCGGCGGCUUCUUCGACCCAGCCCGCCGGGCCGCCCUCCCGAUGUACAAAGACAAACCAUACGCAUACCCGCCCUCCCACCGCAGCCGCCCCAUAUACCGGUCCAAACGAGGAGUCGGAUUCCUGUUCCUGGCCGUCAUCGGCCUCUUCUACCUGAGCGGCGCCUUCGAGGAGCACAGGGAAAAGGUCACGAAGCCGUUGCGGGCCUGGUCAUGGCCCCCUAACGGCGGCAAAACGGCCCUGGGCGCCAAGGUCGAUUGGCUACAACGGAGGGCGCGCGUGGUCGAUGCGUUCGAGCUGAGCUGGGCCGCCUACGAGCGGUACGCGUGGGGCUACGACGAGUUCUAUCCCGUCUCCAAGCACGGACGGCAGAUGGCCAAGAGCGGGCUGGGCUGGAUCAUUGUGGACUCGCUCGACACCAUGAUGCUCAUGAACCUCACGGCGCAGCUGAGCCACGCGAGGCAGUGGAUCUCCAAGUCGCUGACGUACGACCAGGACCAGGACGUCAACACGUUCGAGACGACGAUACGCAUGGUGGGCGGGCUGCUGUCGGCGCACUACCUCUCGACCGAGUUCCCCGACAUGGCUCCGCUGGCCGAGGACGACCCCGGCACGCCCGGCGAGGACCUGUAUCUGGAAAAGGCCAAGGACCUGGCGGACCGGCUCUUGUCGGCGUUCGAGACGCCGUCGGGCAUCCCGCUGGCCAGCGUCAACCUGGGCAAGUUCCAGGGCAUCGCGUCGCACUCGGACGCGGGCGCAUCGUCGACGGCCGAGGCCACGACGCUGCAGCUCGAGUUCAAGUACCUGGCCAAGCUCACGGGCGAGAAGAUGUUUUGGGACAAGGCCGAGAAGGUGAUGGAGGUGGUAGACGGGUUGAACGAGUGGGACGGGCUGGUGCCCAUCUACCUGGACCCGGCCACGGGCAAGUUUCGGGGCGAGAACAUCCGUCUAGGCAGCAGGGGCGACUCGUACUACGAAUACCUGAUCAAGCAGUACCUGCAGACCAACAAGAAGGAGAAGGUGUACAGCGACAUGUGGCACGAGGCCAUGGGCGGGGUGCGCAAGCACCUGGUGUCGUACACGGAGCCCUCGGGCUUCACCAUCAUCGGGGAGCGGCCCGACGGGCUCGGGCGGCCGCUGUCGCCCAAGAUGGACCACCUGGUCUGCUUCAUGCCCGGCACCAUCGCGCUGGGGGUCACGGGAGGGCUGACCGAGGCCGAGGCGCGGCGGCUCAAGACGUGGACGCGGCAGGACGAGGCAGACAUGCGGCUGGCGCGGGAGCUGAUGCACACGUGCUGGGGCAUGUACAAGUACAUGGCGACGGGGCUGGCGGCCGAGAUCACCUUCUUCAACGUGGGGGACCCGGCCGCGCGCGAGGGCGACGCGCACGCGACGCCGCCCGACCACUUCUCCGAGGACCCCCAGGCCAAGUGGCGCAAGGACUACGUCGUCAAGGAGGUCGACUCGCACAACCUGCAGCGGCCCGAGACGGUCGAGAGCCUCUUCUACAUGUGGCGCAUCACGGGGGAGAACAAGUACCGCGAGUGGGGGUGGGAGAUGUUUGCGUCCUUUAUGGAGCACACGGCCGUGCCCGACGGCGGCGGCUUCACGAGCUUGUCCAACGCCGACCAGAUGCCGCCCGUGACGCGCGACAACAUGGAGAGCUUCUGGCUAGCUGAGACGCUCAAGUACUUUUACCUCCUGUUCUCGCCCAACGACGUGCUACCGCUGGACCGCAUAGUCAUCAACACCGAGGCGCACCCGUUCCCUCGCUUCGACAUGGGGCCGCUAUUCUCGACGGGCUGGAGCCGAAAGGCGCGGGGGAGCGGCGACGGCGGCAGCAAGAAGGACGCCAAGAGCACGCAUUAGAUGGUCAGAUAAGAGCAAUGUCGGAGUACAUGGUAUGGGAUCUGUGUUGCAUUUUUUGUUUGGGUUGGUUGGCCGAGCUCGGGUAAUGAUAUAAAAUACAUAAAAUGUCGGCCCGGACAGGCUGGGAGGUCGUUUGGCAUUUUGUAGCAUUUCCAGUUGGUACCGAUCUUAUUUUCUUGGCUUGUUUUGGGUGCUACCCGAUGCUACGUGAAAGUGCCAAAGCGAAGGAGCGCAGUUGUUAGUGGCUUUAUGGGCAGGUGCCAGUCGCGUG